CUCCAGUCUAUGUAAGGUACCUAAAAGGUUGUUUAGAACAAGAUUGUUUGGAACAUCCCUCGAAGCUUCAAUAGAUUGCUCAAUCAUACCUACUAAUUCUAUGAUUAUUCUAUCACUCGAGCGGCAGAAACCUUUGCGGCCUGAGCUAUUCUAUACCGAACGAUCGAACUCAACAUACUACCAUAAUAUGUCUAGAAGCUUGAGAGUAGGUUCAGAGCAUUUCCAAGGAUAUAUUGGCAUUCGAAUUAUACGAGUCUCCAAACAAAAUGUUAUCCAAUAGAAAAUUACGGGUGAUCGAAACCUGGAGAGCCGAAGUCAAGUCAACCCAGAAUUAUUGCGUGUGCUCUAGGCCCUGCUUAGGCUCGUCUGAAAGCACAAAUGAAGCAUCAGAAUCUACGUCGACUACAUCCGUAGGUAUAGACAGCAAUCCACAAUCAUCACAUCAAUCUGAUUCUACCGAGUCUACGCCUCCUGUCACCCUUUCGCCAACGGACAUUACGGAUUCGGAACUUUUGGGCAAACCAACGUGUCCCAAUUGUCAAUUGCUGAUUGAUCGAGACGUAUCGCUCAACGAGCUUAAUGAGUGUGGGGAGACUGGUCUCGUACGCAAGGGAAGCCCACGGUCCUUAUCCGGCUUGGACAAGCUGGAUGAAAUUAUACUGUGCUAUCAGGAUUUGGCCGCCGAUAAACCCAAGAAAAGUAAGAUCAAAGACCACUUAUUAAACCCGAUCACAAACCUCAAAUCUUUAGGGUCCAAGACUGUAGCCUCCUCGGGAACAUUGAAUAAGGGGAUGCGCAGUCUAAGGUCUCUCAAGGCCAAGAAGUCCUCGUCGCCGGGCGAUAAUGUUGUCAGCGUUCGAAGUAACCGUCCCCGCGCUACAGAAAUCUACGCCCAGUACAGGUGUGAUGCCUCGUCCGCAGAAUCGAGUGAUGACGAGCGUAAGAGGCCUAUGCUAUCUAUCGAGGAACGCAGAGAUCGUCUUCGAAGAGCUCGCAGCCUAGCGCGCCGUACGAGGGCUUAGAUUGCCAUCUCGAACUCAGAUGAUGCACCGAAAAAAAAGAUUGAUUAGACGUUAUACGGAGAGGCUAGGGUAUCAUGGAAAAGAGUAUAUUCGAUGGUUUGAGGAUACGAUGCCAGGUGUCCUUCUUCUUCAAAGCGCUGGUUUCUUGGGAUGUAAUCAUCAUAAUAGCAUAGGCCAUGUCUACAUAAGGGAAUGGCAAAGGCGUUAGAGAGGAUGGCCGGACUUUAGAUACGGAUACAGCGGCAUUCGAAUUUUAAGAAUAGGAAUAUCCAUUAGUCUUAAGCGUCGGGUUCUGGUUUGUCAGAAUGGGACAGGAGCGCGUGUGGACAACUCUAGCUGUUGAUGUUUAGUCGACUACACUGUUUGUUAUAUCGUAUGAGAAGGACUCUCCGUCCACUGAAUUCAAGCUCUAAUUACAAUUCACUCUGUUUGGAAGUAUAUAUAUAGGUA
Messenger RNA from Daldinia vernicosa, 1472 nucleotides. RefSeq lists its product as uncharacterized. The record is from RefSeq and is a predicted model, not a curated record. Bases 267 to 1022 code for a protein of 251 amino acids. The transcript has a single exon. NCBI's taxonomy places the organism in Eukaryota, Fungi, Ascomycota, Sordariomycetes, Xylariales, Hypoxylaceae.